AAAUGAGACAACAACAACCCUAUUUCAUAAGACCUCCUAAUCUAUCUUCCCGUCAUUCUACAAAUAAGAUAAGCUUUCUCAAUAAGGAAGAUACCCCUUCAAACAGUUAAGGAGUUAGAAGAAAAACACCCAUUAUUGCUUAACCAUUAAAUUCCCCAACUUUAUUUAAAGACUUGUAUUUCUAUUAUACUUAUAAAGACAUCGUAUCUAUCCAGCUAAACGUAUUCCAACACUUAAUUCACCAUUGCAUGAUGGAUCAAUAUCAAAAUAUAAAAUUAUAAACGAUUUAUCGGUUUAUAAAUUACCAACAACCAGAAGAAUCAAAUCUGAUGAUUAAACUUCAAAAAUUAUUCCUACCAAAAAACUUUAGAGUUAACACAUCAAUAAUAUUAAACUAAGAACUGAUAGAAGAAAAAAUUUCACUCCUUUAAUUAAAAUGAAAACAGAACCUAAUGAAAUUCCUACGCAUUCAAUUUCUAAAUAAGAUGAAUCUCAAGAUAUCUUAUUUCGUCUUCAUAAAUAAUCAAUCCCAGCUGAACCUAAAGAUAAAUUUUCUUCUAUAUUAGGAGAUAAAAUUGUUUCUAGUAUCAAAAAAAUUGAAAAGAAAACAGAAAAUUUUAUAGAAUUAGAAUAAGAUAGCUAAUUCUUUUUGGAAACCAAAGAAAAUAAGAAAAAUAAAGAAACUACUAUUCUGAAUCAAUAAACUAAAGAAAGAAUUUUAGAUUUAUUAUGUUUGUCUACAUAAGAUUUAAAAAAAAAAUUUGCUGAACAAAGUAGAGUAGGCAAUUCCAAAAUUAAUGCAAGAUAACCUAACAAAUUAGUCAUUCCUAAAACAGGCAAAUCUAAAUUUCCUUUAGAUUUUUUUAAUGCUCUCUUACCUAAUUCAAUUCUUAACUGA
Messenger RNA from Paramecium sonneborni, 898 nucleotides. The record is from the annotation of a GenBank genome assembly. Lineage: Eukaryota; Ciliophora; Oligohymenophorea; Peniculida; Parameciidae.